This is a messenger RNA of Entamoeba histolytica HM-1:IMSS, 345 nucleotides long. Its product is annotated as high mobility group (HMG) box domain containing protein. The transcript has a single exon. The record is from RefSeq and is a predicted model, not a curated record. The coding region runs from base 1 to 345 and encodes 114 amino acids. Gene Ontology annotation, molecular function: DNA binding, bending. Lineage: Eukaryota; Evosea; Mastigamoebida; Endamoebidae.
AUGCCAAAAGGAAAUACUAAAACUUCUAAGGCUAAAAAUAUUAAAGACAAAAAGGCUAAAAAGGAUAAAAAGGAUCCAAAUAGACCAAAAAGACCUCCAACACCAUAUUUUAUUUAUUUAAAUGAACAUAGAGCUUCUAUUAAGGAAGAACAUCCUGACAUUAGAUUUACAGAGAUUUCCAAAGUUGCUUCUGAACAAUGGAAAGCUCUUGGAGAAGAAGAAAAGAAAGAGUAUCAAACUAAAGCUGAUGCUGCUAAAGAACAAUACAAAAAAGAUAUGGAAAAAUAUAAUAAUAAAAAACAAGCUUCUGAGGAAGAAGAAGAGGAAGAAGGUGAUUCUGAAUAA